UGCAGUAGAUGAGGCUUAUUCACACACACUCACACACAGACAUAUGAGGGUAUUCUCGCACGCUUGCACUCACUUGCUCACACCCUGCUUGCAUUGCUCAGCGAUGCCAUUUCUUUGUAGUGGGGAUGCAAUCCUGGAGAGAUUAUUUUUGCAAGCCUUGUAGUGCUUCAGUCACCUCUCCUCAGGAGGACAUGGAAUACAGGAUGGGAAGCUGCAUCGGAGUCGCACGCAGCCAGGCUGCAGUACACACUGACAAGGUGAGCCCACUGAAGGAGAAGUCUGCCACUGCAGAGAACGGAUCUGUCCACACUGAUUCAGUCAAAGCAGAGCCACAGGUGACUGCUGACGAGGAAGAAAAGCUGCGAAGGCAAGAAGAGGAGGAUAAAGAGGAGCUAGAGUUUCCUCAUGAUCUGCUGACCAGCAUAGACCUUGACCUCAGCACUGAGCUCAGUCUCACCUGGGGAACCUCACUUGGUUGUGAGCAGGGGAGCUUGGGUGAAAUGAAGAAUGAGGCUGUGGCACUGGGUGGCACUGCCAACCCUCUGCUGGCAGGCCUAGAGCACCACAUAGGGGCCAGUCCACCAGUAGUGGGCCUCAUGAAGAGACCAUUUGAGAUCCACAGUUUGCCUCAGGCUGAACUAGAAUUCCGAACCCCAACUGAAGAAUAUUUUCCCCCUGCACCUGAAGAGAGUUUUCCCCCUGCACUUGAGGAGAGUUUCCCCCCUGCGCCUGAGGAGAGUUUUCGCCCUUGGCCUGAGGAGAGUUUCCCCCCUGCGCCUGAGGAGAGUUUUCCUCCUGCUCCUGUGGAGAGUUUUCCUCCUGCACCUGAGGAGAGUUUUCCUCCUGCUCCUGUGGAGAGUUUUCCUCCUGCACCUGAGGAGAGUUUUACCCCUGUUACUAAGCAGACAGAAGAACCACUAGACUGCAGGUUUCCUCUGGUAGAAGCUGCUGAGAGGAGUGAGCCUGUCCCCUCUCCCUUAUCCCCCCUACCACAGCACGACACUGCUCCUGCCCUCCCUGCCCACCUGCUCCAGGACACAGUCGAGUUCCCCACACCGCCUCCUACCCCUCCGGACAGGGCUCCCCCUGAGCCUCAGACCCUUCCUCCUGCUCCUGCUCCUUCUCCUUCUGGUCUGCCCGAGGCUUCCCCUGCUGCCCCUGUGCCUCCUCAAAUCCAACAGCUACAGCACUCUGAGCCUUCAGCAAGGAGCUCAGACUCAGACGGAGCAUUUGAAACCCCUGAGUCCACCACCCCUGUGAAGUCUGCUUCCCCACCAGUGCUCUCAACAGAGCCCCCCUGCACCAAAUCAGAGGCAUUGUCCCCAGAACACACAGGAAAUGGUAUGGAAAACUAA
This is a messenger RNA of Sinocyclocheilus rhinocerous, 1355 nucleotides long. Its product is annotated as vegetative cell wall protein gp1-like. Bases 126 to 1355 code for a protein of 409 amino acids. The record is from RefSeq and is a predicted model, not a curated record. NCBI's taxonomy places the organism in Eukaryota, Metazoa, Chordata, Actinopteri, Cypriniformes, Cyprinidae. The transcript is spliced from 7 exons.